Tetranychus urticae (two-spotted spider mite) is the source of this 1558-nucleotide messenger RNA. Lineage: Eukaryota; Metazoa; Arthropoda; Arachnida; Trombidiformes; Tetranychidae. The record is from RefSeq and is a predicted model, not a curated record.
UGUCUGAUGUAAACGUAUGAAGUUUGUAAACGAAUGUUUUGUGUAAAAAAAGUUAUUUAUUAAGCAAAUUUAACAUUUGAUUGUCUAAACGUGGAUACAUUAAUUAAUUAAAAUAAGUGUGAACUAGGCCUUGAAGUACUGGAAGAAAUGGAAGCGAUGAAUUUAUCAGUUGGUGUCUUUACAAUACCGCUUUCCGAUGGGUUUAUCGAAAAAGAUGGUCAAAUUGUUCCUGGACUUAAAGCUCUUAAAGACUUUGCAUCCUUAAUGACCGAAUAUGGCCAUUGCAAGUAACAUUUCAGUCAAGUGUAACAAGUUAACCUAUUUUAACCUUUUUUUAGUUUGAAAUUUCAUUUACCAGAAUCUGGUCAAAUAGGUGUCCUUACAGAGACUGGUUAUCAUGAUGGAGUUUUGGGUUUGAUGCAAGAAGAGAAAGUGGAAUUGGGUUUUUUACCAUUGGCACUGGACACUCAAAAACCACCCGGUCGAUUCACACCCGUUAUAUCAGAAGAAAGCUAUUACAUCAGUUCAAUUCGCAAUUUGGGUGAUGGUACUUCAGCUGUUGUUCCUAGUUUAGUGUCAGUCAACACAAUUCCCAUACUAUUGGCUAUUUUUAUAGUUUUAAUUUUGAAAUUGGUGGUUAUUAAACGCUUCAACAUUGAAUCCGUUGUCAAAGCUAUCUAUCAAUCCUUUGGUACUUCAUUUUAUAAGAAUCUAUCUCGUAAAUCAACAUGGUUCUGUCUGAUUUUAAUGGUUAUCCUAAUGUUUCCUGUUUUCAUUUUCAAUGCUUCAUUCAACACUCAAACUAUUGUCGGAAAUGCUGAUGUUAAAAUUGAUACAUUGAGAGAUAUCGUUUAUUACGGCAAAUCACCGAUAUUCAUUGAAGGAAUGUCAAUGUACGACUUGUUCAAAGCCAAAGUGACCAAAGAUUAUGGCGAUGUUUACGAAAAGGCUAAAGCUAAAGGUUUUGGUGUACCCUUUCAGUUAGGGCCCAUACCUGGUGUGGAAUCAAUAAAGGAUUCAGUUGCUGUUUUAAUUUCUAGUAAAGCCAAAAGGCUUGCUCCAGUUGUUGGAGCAUCAUCUGGGUAUGUUGAUCCUAACCAGGAGAUGUACUUCUCAGAAAGAGAUUUUCACAGGUCACUACAGGCCAUACUUAUGAGCCAUAAAUUAGCUGCCAGUCCAUUCGAGGUUAAAAUCAAGAAAUUCAUAUUAAAUGUCUUUGAAAGUGGAAUUGGCGGAAGAAUGGAAAAUAAAAUUUAUAUCGAUUUCAUACUGAGCGCUAACGUAUUCCCAGUGUCCAAAUUUGACUUAUUCAAAAGUGAAUUGUCUACAAAAUCAACUGAUCUCAAUUGGAAAUCAUUAAAUUGGAAUGGAUUCUAUCAAUUAUUUUACUUUUAUAUUGCUUCUCUGAUUAUCGUGAUAGCUAUUCAAUUCGGUGAAAUAAUUAUCUUCAAAUUAAUGAGUGUAUUAAAAACCCCAUAAUUUAACACUCAUACCAAUUAACUCAAUGUAUUCCUGUUCACAUUGUUUCUGUGUUAGUAUAAGGAUAAUCAAAUGCAAA